This is a messenger RNA of Hyalella azteca, 1894 nucleotides long. It is a transcript of the gene Usp39, whose product is annotated as U4/U6.U5 tri-snRNP-associated protein 2. Gene Ontology annotation, molecular function: cysteine-type deubiquitinase activity; zinc ion binding. NCBI's taxonomy places the organism in Eukaryota, Metazoa, Arthropoda, Malacostraca, Amphipoda, Hyalellidae. The record is from RefSeq and is a predicted model, not a curated record. Gene Ontology annotation, biological process: spliceosomal complex assembly; mRNA processing; protein deubiquitination. The transcript has 13 exons. Bases 86 to 1576 code for a protein of 496 amino acids.
GUGUGAAUUGUUUUUCUUUUGUCAGUUCCUUAAGUUCUAACUACUAGUCAACUGAGUUUUCUCUACCCAGUACACCUAUGCCAUCAUGCUUUCGUCUAAGCGCAAGCUUGAGGAGAGCCAUGGAGAAGACAAUAAAAAGGUGAUAUCACAGCUGUGCCCAUAUCUGGACACCAUCAACCGCCACAUGCUGGACUUUGAUUUUGAGAAGCUGUGCAGUGUGUCCUUAUCACGCAUUAAUGUCUAUGCCUGCCUUGUAUGUGGCAAAUACUUCCAAGGUCGAGGGAACAGCACUCAUGCUUACACCCACAGCGUGUCUGAUGACCACCACGUGUUUCUGAACCUGCAGUCCCUGCGCUUCUACUGCCUUCCCGAUAAUUAUGAAAUUAUUGAUCCAUCACUUGCAGACAUUAUUUAUGUGGUAAAUCCCACAUUUACCAAAGAAUGGAUCAAGAUGCCACAGACAAAGAUGAGCAGAGCUUAUGACAAGUCCUUGUACCUUCCUGGAAUAGUUGGGCUCAACAAUAUUAAAGCCAAUGACUAUUGUAAUGUCGUAUUGCAGGUUUUGUCCAACAUCACGCCACUCCGGGAUUAUUUUCUCUGCCCCGAGAACUACAGCCACAUCAGCCAUCCUCCUGGCAGUGCCAGCCUUGCAAUGUUCCCUCUCAUCACCAGGUUUGGUGAGUUGGUCAGGAAACUGUGGAACCCUCGAAACUUUAAGGCUCACGUAUCGCCGCACGAGAUGCUUCAGGCGGUGGUAACGUGCAGCAAGAAGAGGUUUCAGUUCACAGUGCAGGGCGACGCUAUUCAGUUCCUGUCGUGGAUCUUGAACGCCAUGCACCUUGGCCUUAAGACCAAGGCUGCUAAGGGAACCAUCAUCUCCAAGUGCUUCCGGGGCUCCAUGGUUAUACGCUCCAAAAAACUACUGCCUGUAGACGUGCCGGCCAGUGAGCUGCACAGGCUGCAGCAGCUACCGGAGUAUCAGAUGCGGGAGGAGACGUCCAAGUUCUUCUACUUGACCUGCGACCUGCCGCUGCCUCCGCUGUUUAAGGAUGAAAAACAGGAGAACAUCAUUCCUCAGAUCAACUUACUGCAGCUGCUGAGCAAGUUUGAUGGCAAGACUGAGAAAGAAUAUCAGACCUACAAAGAAAAUCUGGUCAAACUUUUCCAGCUGUCGAGUCUGCCUCCCUUCCUCAUCCUCUACCACAAGAGGUUCACAAAGAACACAUUCUAUGUUGAGAAAAACCCAACCAUCGUCAACUUCCCUGUGCGUAACAUUGAACUUGCUGACUAUCUUACGGAGGAGUUGCGUAUGCGAUUCCCUAACCCCUUGUACGACCUGGUGGCCAACAUCGUACACGACGGACAGCCUGACAACGGCACCUACCGCUGCCACGUGCUGCACAAGGGCACCGGCAAGUGGUACGAGAUGCAAGACCUGCACGUCAAGGAGAUCGAACCUCAGAUGUUGGCGCUGAGCGAGUCAUACAUUCAGAUCUACGAGCUACAGAAGCAAAGCAUCCAGCGGCCUAAGCCGACAUCGCAAGAUGAUGGCGUCGGCAUGGACCUCUCGCCCUAGCUUGUAUUGAUGAUCUCAUCCAUUUUAUAUUAUUGGCCUCGGUUUAACACCAUUUUCAGUAGUGGAGCCAUAUUGUGAAACGUUAUUCCCGAUCCAGCUCCCUUAACCCAUGCAAGUUUUUAGUUAUCCAAAUAAUGCAAAUUAUUAUUUCUUAUCUUAAAUAGUCUUAUCCAAAUAAUCAAAUUAUACGAUCGAUAAUACUGUGGAAGUUGCUGCCUUCGGAUCCUCAAAAAUGUGCUAGAAUAUUUUUAUACGUUUUAUUCUUAUUCUGAUCCUCAAACUUAACUUUGAAUAGAUAAUAAAUUAUUGUUAUUGAUA